CUCAUCUACCGUAGCUUCAAUUGUCAUGCCCGAUCAAAUAUGCCACUACAUAGCCAACUCUGACAAUAUACUCUGUUUACGCAUUUUUCCAACUGUAUAAACUUGCACUCACUGAGAUCCGGUUCGAAUAUCACAUUUGGUAGACCUCGCUAAUCGCUAGCGUUGAUGGACUAGAUGGCCGCACCCCGCAAUCCAAUCUCUUCUUUCGAAAUCAAUACCUCCAACUCUAGAGAAAGAAGUGACUAGGAUGCAUCAGCGAUAUGCAUGUAAUAAGAGACGCAAGGGUCAUUGAAUCGCCUAUAACUCCGCUAUAUUACUCCGACAUUAUAAGCAGAUGACUAAGCAAGACCUUAGUCAGGAGUUUCCAGGAUCGUUGUGUUUCGUGAGCAUGUUCCUCCAGUCUGACUAGACGCGAUGAUCUUGCUUAGCGGAAUAUUGUAGUUUUCGAGCGCAGAGCUCUCUUAUAGAUGCUUGGCCCGAAGAAUGGUGCGGAAACAACAAGACAAUGAGACUGCUAACCGGCAGAACGCAUCUCAGAGCCAUCGCGAGGAGGAUGGAGUCACCGACGGGCGCGACGGUUCGCCAGAUGAGCCUCGUCCAAAGCGCCAGAAACGGGGAAAAUAUGCAUCGAAGGCCUGUGGACAGUGUCAGAGGAGAAAGAUCAGAUGUGACGGGUGCAUUCCAUGUCAGCCAUGUGUCCGCAAUGGCCGAGAUUGUCUCAUGCAGACCCUGGACAUGCGCCGACGAAGAACAACCGGGCUGACGGAGUCUGGAGUCACGGGCAGUGAGCUGAAUGAUUAUGAACAACUGACGGCGAGGGAUUUUUCUGGCCGACUGAAUCGAAUCGAGCAUCAAUUGAGCCUCGUACUGUCGUCAAUAUGUCGUGACAAAGAUAUCCCGGUUGACAAGGAAUCACGAGCAGAUGAGCCCACUAACCCACAGCAGCCUACAGUCCGACGGAACGAAGUUUCAGAUACGGCAUAUGGUCAUCCAGAACAUCCCAUGUCCUGUCGGGCAUCGGGAACAUCAUUGACUGCACCAAAUUCUCCCCUAGGCACUUCGAGGGAACUGCGUGAGACGGCUGAUAUACGAAAAGUCUUGAAUGCGUACGGCAUUGAUCCACACAAGGAUGAAUGGGACGCAUACAUGCGCACCUGCUGCGACGAGAUCCACAUCCUGUAUCCUUUCCUUCAUAUACCGAGCCUGUGGGCUAAGUAUGCGAAUAUGUGGAGGUCAGGCUUUUCCUCUUCCGAACACGAGUUCCAGAGGAGCGGAGAUUACCGGAUUAUGAUCGCCCAAGUAUGGGUCUGCAUUGCACUUGGAAGGUGUACUGAAUCACCCCGAGUGAGUAGCGAGCAAGGCAAGCACUCUUCUGGGUGGAGUCUCUUCGAGGCCGCAACGGACCUUAUUGGAGAUCUUGUAGGCUGUUUUCGAGCGUGCUCUAGGCCUAUUGUUGUCUUGCAAACAUACGCGUUAAUGGUGGUGUACCUUUUUCGACUAGACGCGAAUGAAAGAGCCGAGAAGUUCUUAGCUCUUGCUAUCUCCCAUGCACACCAUGUAGGGUUUCACCGGUCUAAAGUCGUCGGACGUAUGUCAGUGUUCGAAGAUGAGCUGGUUCGUCGGCUAUGGUGGUCUCUCUAUGCUCUUGAUCGUCGACUAGCAAUCGAGACGGGGCAUCCGUUUCUAAUCCAAGAUGUCAAUGUCGAUACUCCUUAUCCUCGAAAUCUAGAUGAUGAUUGGCUCACCCGACACAAAGAGGACUCUAGAACAACCGCUGAAUUAAAGACCGACAUAGACGCAGGACUUUCCAGGAACCCAACCACUCCGAUCCCUUAUCUCUAUGCAACCAUCCACUACUCACGGGUAGUAGGUAAGAUAUGGGAGGCGAUAUACGGGGCAAAUAUGACGGACGUUAUUCCCAGCUCAAACGUGCUAGAGUAUCUAGACCAGCUCAUUUCCCGAGUCCAAAAGGAGAUCAGGGUAGAGUUCUCAGAUAACCACCCAUCCGAGCCACCAAAUCUCGAAUGGAGUAACCCUCUUCGGUGGAAAACAAAGCAACAAAUGUUAAUGCGAAUUCGAUGGCGAUCUCUCCGACUCCUUAUCCGAAAGCCGAUACUGCAGCAAAGAGCUUCCCCACAGGAACCAAUAGCCGACAUACUCGAAACAGAGGUCACCUGUAUUCGAAUAGCCUCCAAUAUCAUCCAAGAAUUCAAACAAGUGCCCCAAUAUACCCCAUCAGCUUUCCCCUUCCUCCACCCACUAGUCGGCGCUACAGUGGUCGCCCUAGGGCUAAUCAUCCGUGAGCCCUCUUUCAAGGCAACGUACGGCAGUCUGACACUUCACGCCGCCGUAUCUCUUGAGAAUUACUGUCGCAGGACGUGGGUAUCCGGCAAAAUGAUCCGAACGAUCAGAAGGCUAAACCAAAUGACUUCAUCUGUUUUGUCGGAUUCGAGUACCCGAAUUGCUUCCAACACGGAACCUAGGCCAAUGGCAUGGCCAUCCUUACCAACAAACCCCCUUACAGAUCACCCGAGUCAGACAUCCACAGCUAUAGCAAGCAACUAUACCCCCGUCUCAUCACUGGCAAACCAGAACACAGAAUCUCUCAGUACAAGUCCGAUUGGUCUUUCGCAACCAAUCAAUCCAUCAAUACACCGCCAACAGGUACCCGAUAGAUGGACCGUUAUACCGACCAACCUUGUGAUGGUGGACUUUGACUUCGAGCAAAGCCUUACGACUGAUCUGAUCCCGGCUGACCAUACCUAUGGGUGGACGGUGGGAACGCAAGCUAAUGAAAUCCAGCAGGAUGGAGCGGCAUAUAUGCAAAUGGGAUGGCUCGAGUCUUUGUUUGGUACAGACUUAGGGUAAAAUGCUAUUUUUCCAUCUGAAAGUUAGGUGGUGAUUCGCAUGAACAUGUACAAAUACAUCAAUUGGGGUAACCUUGCUCGAAGCUGUUGAUCGUUUUGUCAGACUUGUUGCUCGAUAAGAAUAUACACUGACAACUUGGACAACCG
Messenger RNA from Aspergillus alliaceus, 3014 nucleotides. Its product is annotated as transcription factor domain-containing protein. NCBI's taxonomy places the organism in Eukaryota, Fungi, Ascomycota, Eurotiomycetes, Eurotiales, Aspergillaceae. Gene Ontology annotation, molecular function: zinc ion binding; DNA-binding transcription factor activity, RNA polymerase II-specific; DNA binding. Bases 484 to 2868 code for a protein of 794 amino acids. The transcript is spliced from 7 exons. The record is from RefSeq and is a predicted model, not a curated record. Gene Ontology annotation, biological process: regulation of DNA-templated transcription; DNA-templated transcription.